AUGGGUCAGAAAUUAUCACUAUUGGCACCAUCAGCACCAACUGUUGCUGUGUCGUCAUAUGUGGAUGCAUUACAAAAUUAUCAAUAUGUUGAAGUGAUAAAUAAUUCUCGAUUUUUAAAGACGAUAAAGGCAAUUGAUAAGACUACGGGGAAUUUAGUAAUCAUAAAGCUACUAAUUAAACCAGCGUCUCCAAAUUAUUCGAUUCAAUUACAACAAGUUAUUGAGCUCAUGGUGAAGCAAUCAUCGCUUUUAUAUCCAUUCAAAAAUGCAUUGCCAUGGCACAAAUUGAUUGAAACUGAUCGUGCUGGUUACGUUAUUCGACAAAUGAUAAAAACCAACUUGUAUGAUAGACUUUCGAUCCGUCCAUUUCUUGAACCCAUUGAAAAAUUGUUUAUUACAUUCCAGAUUUUAAAAAUCGUUAAUGAAAUACAUUCAUUAAACAUACAUCAUGGAGAUUUGAAAUUGGAGAAUUUUUUAAUAACGUCUUGGAAUUGGUUAUUAUUAAGUGAUUUUUCUAAUUUGUUAAAACCAACAUACAUUCCAGAAGACAAUCCCAACCAAUAUUCAUUUUAUUUUGAUACUUCUGGCAGGAGAUUGUGUUAUAUUGCACCAGAAAGAUUCUAUAAUUCUCAAGAUCACCCGCAACAUAUUCUGAAUUUUAAUGAUGAUGGUCUGUUUACCAUGAAGAAUAGUGUGACUGAUGCCAUGGAUUUGUUUGGUACAGGAUGUGUGAUUGCAGAAUUGUAUAAUGAUGGAGAACCAACAUUUACAUUAUCACAGUUGUUUAAAUUUAUGAAAAAUGAAUAUGCCCCAGACUUUUCUGGAAUAUACAAUAAGGAUAUUGUACUGAUAAUUGAGAAAUUAAUAAAACUAGAUCCAAACGAAAGAUUAAGUGCACGAGAAAUAUUAGAUGAAAAUAAAGGUACUUGUUUCCCGGAAUUUUUUUAUGAUUUUCUUUAUGAUUUUAUGGAGAUGUUGAAUAAUCAAGAGAAUUUUUCAUUAAAUUCCAACAACGACAAUCUAUCAAUUAGUGAUAUGAAAAUAAAUUAUAUCUAUGACAAUUUUGGAUUAAUUAGUAAACUGCUUAAAUUUGAAUAUUCAAUAGAUGAAUCCAAUUUGUCGCCAGAUGAUAUUUUGCCUAUGAAAUUGAACCUUGAAACCAUGCCAUUCAACUAUAGAAUCAAACAAAGCAAGUUUAUUGAUGACGAUCUGCAAGAGGCAGCAUUGAUUUUAUUAAAUGCGGUGACGUCUUUUUCUCAAACACUUAGACAAGUCAACUCUAAGAUAAAAUGUUGUGAAUUGAUUGUGGCUUUAUCGGAGCGAAUACGUGAUGAAUCCAAAUUGGAUCGAGCUAUUCCGUAUCUAUGUUUAUUUUUGGACGAAUAUAUUGAUGGGGUUUUUCAUCAACAAGAAGGUGUAAAUAUUGCUGCAAAAGUUGUAUGUGUGGCUCUUUAUUCAUUAACUUCACUUUUAAUGUCGUGUUCUUAUAUCAACCCAAUUAAUAUGCUAAUAUUUCCAGAAUAUAUUUUGCCAAAAAUCUAUAAUUUGGUUACUGUAAAGAGUGAUUCCAAUUCUCAGAGAUUAGUCAAUUGUGCAGUUGCAGUGUGUUUACCUUAUUUGGCUGCUACUGCCAAAAGGUUUUGGAUUAUGUCAAAGGCAUUUAAAAAUAGUAACAAUGCGUUGAGUACUUUGGUGUCACCCGAAGAUGCCAUGCAAUCUUUUAGUAACUUAUCCUUGACUAAAGAUCAACUAGAUCUGAAAUUUAAAGAGAUUACAAUUUUGUUAUUAACUGAUUCAGAAACACCAGUGAAAAUCAGUUUGCUUAAUAAUAUCUUACCAUUGUGUCAAUUUUUCGGACAGGAUAAAACCAAUGAUAUUAUUUUACCCCAUCUAAUAUCAUACUUGAAUGAUACUGAUCAAGAGUUGAGGUUGGCAUUUUUAUCUUCAGUUUUACAAAUGGGACCAUUUAUUGGGGUAUUAUCAUUUGAGCAAUAUAUCUUGCCCUUAUUGGUGCAAACAAUUGGUGAUGGUGAACAAUUUGUUGUUCUAAAAGUUUUAGAAAUUUUCAAUAUGUUUGUUAAGGAACGACUUAUUAAUCCAAGAACAGAAUUUAAUGCAUUGGAUGUAUAUAAGGAGUUACUAUCAAACAGUAUAAACUUGUUGUUACACCCUAACGAAUGGAUUCGACAAUCAGUGAUUAAUUUGAUCAUAUAUAUAAGUGAUAAUUUGACUGAUGCUGAUAGGUAUUGCUUUUUAUAUCCAUUGAUUAAACGGUUUUUGAGUUAUGAUUUGUCGAUUAUUGAUUGGAAUACGUUAUAUCCGUGUUUGACCAAACCAUUAACAAAACAAAUUUAUGACUUAGCCAUCACUUGGUCUUUGAACUCAACGUCAAAAUCUUUAUUCUGGCAGCAAAAGAGUUUUUCAAUGUUAAUGACUAAACAAUCUGGGAACACUAUCAAAAAGAAAAAAUUGAUUUCUUUCAAUAAGGAUAUGGGGAAAUCUGUUUACUUGCCACAAAUGAUGUCCGAAUUGAGUUUUGCAAAUGGAUCGAAUAAAAAAGGUAAUCUGACAAUCCCUUUAUCACUGGAAGAUAAACAAUGGUUAUUGAAAUUGAAAUCAAUUGGUCUAGAUGACAAAUCACUUUGGAAAAUUCUUGCCUUACGGGACUAUAUUUUUCAUGUGGGUAGAUCACCGACUUCCACAAUAAAUAAGCGAUUAAAAUCUUCUGAGAAUGAAAAUUUACUGAUUUUACCACGAAAUAUAUUUUUCACAGUAGUAUAUCGAUCGGAACCAUUAUCAAUAUCUGGUGGAACUCGAGAACAAAAAAUCCUUGGAACUAAUGCUGAAGAAACUGUUCUGAUAAGAACGUCCUCUCGAAGAGGAUCCAAUUCAUUGAUAUUACCUCAAUUAGAAAGAGUUACUGCUUCGGUUCAAACGGUAGAGGCAAAUAUUAUGGGCGAAAUGGAAACUCAUAAUUCAGGAGUGACUAAAGAUGCUUGGUUUAAUGAUUCGAAUACUUCGCAUAAAGUGUUCAGUGUGAGUAAUUCAGGAAUCAUAGUUUCACAUAUAAAACAUACAUAUACUGGUGAGAAUCCGUAUAUUUUGAAUUUUUUAAAAAAUCCCAAAUUUCAACCUAAUUUAUCUGAUUUUGAAGAAUUUGGGAAAACUAUUAUAAGGCACCAACAUAAGCAACAGCAACAGCGGAACGAAAAUAUUGAUAUGUUGGCACCUAUGAAUGUAUUAGUGGCAAGCUUUAGAUCUUCGGAUAAGGAGAACAGAUUAGAAGAAAUCACCACAUUAGCUGUAUGUCCAACAUCGGAAUUUUUUGUUACAGGAUCAUCUACUGGAAGCUUAAAAGUCUGGGAUAGUUUAAAAAUGGAAAAAUUAGUUACAGUCAAGAAUGCUAAUUUAUCAGUGGAAUUAAAUUCAAGUAUUUGUUCAAUAACAUUUUUACCUAAUAGAUUUGUUGUUAUAGUUACUACCGAUGAUGGAACCAUUCGAUUAUUCAGAAUAGAUGUUAUAAGAAAUAAUAAGAGUAAAAAAAUUGUUAGAUACUUAAAGAUGCAUUUGAUUCGACAAUAUAUCCAUGAAGAAAGUAAUGAUAAUAAUAACAAGACUCAUCAUCAUCAUUAUCCUAUUGAACAAAUCAAAUUUUUACAAGAUAAUUAUAUUAUUGGAAUUGAUGCCAUUGAACAGAAGAUUAUCAUGUUGGAUAUAAUCACCAUGACAAUCCUGUCCGAAUUACAACAUCCAUUGAUUUAUGGGAUAAUCAAUACAUUUAUUGUCUAUAAAGAUUAUUGGUUAUUAGUGGGUACUGAUAAAGGGGUAUUGACAUUAUGGGAUUUAAGAUUUAAAAUCAUUGUCAAAUCUUGGCAUGUACAAAAUAAUGAAAAUAAUGUGAAACUUGAUUCUAUUAAUAAUUUAGAAUUAUUGUCAUCACUUAAUUCAAUUAAAUUGUUUGAAACCAAGAAAAAUGAUGGCGGUGGUAGUAAUACUAGUAGUGCUUAUUUUGCUUUGAGUGGUAAUGAUGAUAUUAGUAUAUGGGAACUACCUAGUUUAGAAUGUAAGGCCAUUUUACGAACAAGUAAUUCAGCCAUGAUGAAUUCAAGUACUAGUAAUAUUAUGAAAUAUUCAUUGAUUGAAUAUAAAGAUCAUGAUGGUGGUGAUGAUAAUGGUUUUUUCAUUGAAAAGAUCAUUGAUGAUAUUCAACUUGAUAUUGAUCACGAAUAUGACCGGAAAUUGGAUUUAAAUGUUUUGACAAUGAAAUUUUUCCAAUUUAAUACCAAUAAUGAUUAUUUGAUGUGUUCAACUGGUAGUAAUCGGGUAAUAUUAUUUAAUUUAUCUUCAAUUAAAGAUUCUGUGAUAUUGAAAUCUGAGAAAGCGACUUUUAACACACGUUAUUACAAUAAUGUGGUUAUAAUUGAUCCUGUAUUUACCAAUGAUCAAACAUCAUCAAAUGGAAACACUACGACUAACACCACUUAUAAUGUUGUUAAGUUGAUUGAUCAUGUGUUUGAACCAUUCCAUAUGAUUAUUACCAUUGAUAGGAAUAAUUGCGUCAAAUUAUAUAAAUCGGCUAAUGAUUAA
Molecule: messenger RNA, 4587 nt
Organism: Candida dubliniensis CD36
Lineage: Eukaryota; Fungi; Ascomycota; Pichiomycetes; Serinales; Debaryomycetaceae
Gene: VPS15
Product: ubiquitin-binding serine/threonine protein kinase
Exons: 1
Coding region: 1-4587 (1528 amino acids)
Biological process (GO): protein phosphorylation; macroautophagy; late endosome to vacuole transport
Cellular component (GO): nucleus-vacuole junction; late endosome; phosphatidylinositol 3-kinase complex, class III, type I
Molecular function (GO): protein binding; protein serine/threonine kinase activity; ATP binding
Source: RefSeq, a predicted model, not a curated record